Molecule: messenger RNA, 1560 nt
Organism: Bursaphelenchus okinawaensis
Lineage: Eukaryota; Metazoa; Nematoda; Chromadorea; Rhabditida; Aphelenchoididae
Source: the annotation of a GenBank genome assembly
AUGGAGGUACAAAGUCCAGAAACAAAAGUUGAAACUAACUAUUAUCUUGGUGUUUACGAUCCUCGAAACUAUAUACCAUGGCCAGCGGCUAGUUUAGAAAGAUUAAAUGAUAUGGAGAAGAGCUUAUUAAGCAGCGUCAAGACAAAGUUAGAGUUCAAGAAAGUUAAGGUAUGCUAUUAGAUGUUAGUGUUUACUUUUAGGUAUAUCUCGGUUGAGAAUUGAUGAAAGACUUUGUAUUUAAGCUUUUUUGAAAGUCAGUUUUAUAAUCUAGCUAACAGUAACAAACAUUACAGGUCAGACAUUGGAAUGGUUUGGUAGACACGCUUAUAGCCAAGCAAGAGCCAUUAGAAGCUGAAAAACAAGAUAUCCCGUUUGUGCUGUUACAUGACAUGUUUUUGGGCAAAGCUGUGUGGAAUCAGAAUCUUGAUGAGUUGUCAAAGAAGCGCACUACAUACGCUUUUGAUUUGCUUGGUUGGGGUAAAAGUUCCAGGCCAGAUUUUCCAGCCGAACCAACUUUGGCUGAAUUGGAAUGGGUUCGAACUAUAGAAGACUGGCGGAGAGAGAUGAAGAUAGAGAAGAUGAUCCUGGUUGGACAUGGUUUAGGUAUGUUUUUUAUUUUGUAAUUAGUAUUGGGUUUUAGGUGGAUAUUUGGCUGCUUCGUACGCUUUGGAGCACCCAAGUCAUGUUAGGCACUUGGUGUUGUUGGAUCCUUGGGGAUUUGUGCCGAAGCCGAAUGAUGAGCAGGUAAACAGAUGUGACUUGAAUUUAUAAUAUUGUUUUAGAGCUAUGCUUACCAAUGGAUACACACAUUGGGAUAUUACUUGUCCAAGUUCAAUCCUUUGACGCUUUUGAGGUUUUUGGGUCAGCUAGGUAAGUAUCUUUAUAUAUUUUUCUGUUUUACGGUGUUUUUAUGCAUUCUCAUUGUUUUGGAUAGAUUUUAAAACCGUUUUUGAUUAAUUUUCUUAAUUUAUCUCUAAAAACUUGUUUGUUUUUUCUUUCUUUCACCUUUUUCUUCUUAUAUUAUCCAUAACCCUUUUAGCACCUCCAUUUCUUCGCCGUUUUCGAGGCGAUUUGUAUAAAAAAUUUAACUCAGAAGACCCUAAUGCAAUAUACGAAUACAUAUAUCAAGCAAAUGCCCGAAAUCCAACAGGCGAAUCAGCUUUACAUUAUCUUAGCUACGAUUUCUGUUGGCCAAAGCGGCCAAUGAUUGAGAGAUUCGUAGGCAUUGAUUCUAACGUUCCGGUGACCUUUAUAUGUGGCACUAGAAGUAAUAUCAGCCCGGAACCGUACUAUGAGGUUCAGAACCAUCGUAGCGAUUGCUAUAUUCGUAUGGAGGUAAGGGAAUGAAGCUUCAGAAAAAAAAAUUUUAUGUGGUUGGACAUGAUUGAUCGUAUAACAUGGUUAAUAAUGGUAAAAAUUAAAUUUCAGUUCACUAACUCUGGUCACCACGUUUACGCUGACAGUCCAGAAGAGUUUCACAUACUAAUGUACGAAAUAUCCGAUCAAGUAGAUACCGAUGAGGACCUGAACCGUGAUAACGUAUAUACUGAUGAUGAAUAA